Molecule: messenger RNA, 3556 nt
Organism: Microplitis demolitor
Lineage: Eukaryota; Metazoa; Arthropoda; Insecta; Hymenoptera; Braconidae
Exons: 22
Coding region: 74-3556 (1160 amino acids)
Molecular function (GO): protein binding
Source: RefSeq, a predicted model, not a curated record
UUAGUGAUUGUUAUUACGUAUAACAAUCGAAUGAAGUCAUCAUUUUGUAAUUAUUGGCAAACAAGAUUUGCAAAUGAAUCACACUACAAUAAAAUCCUGGCUGUCACGCGGUGAAUUUGAAAAACUUGAACAUGUUGUAUUGGAAGGCCGUGGCGCCCGUUUAUUAGGCGAACAUUCACCAGAUCUUAAAACUCGAGCAUUUUUACGAUCUCUUCCUAAUUAUUUGACGAAAAUAAGUCAAGUUCACGAUACGAUACCACGUGGGUCAUUAGAAGAGCUGAAAAAAUUUUUAAGCGAUGAACCUAAAAAAAAAUAUGCUUUUGCUAAAGACACUUCCGGGACGCCAUUGUUACAUAAAGCUGUUUACUUUGAUCAUCAAGAUAUUGUCGAGUGGUUGAUACAAAAUUAUCCAAAUACAGUUCGUCAAAAAGACCGAGAAGGCAGGACAGCGUUACAUUAUUGCGGCAAUUGCAAAGAACCAGAAGUCAUUUGGGAUUUAUUAAUUGAUGCUGGAUGUGACGCGAGUAUUUGUGACAAACGUGGACAUCCUGCGGCUUACUAUCUUCAGCGCGCUGAUAAAAUAGAAUUAUCUGAGCCCGACAAAAUGGACGAGCAUAAAUUUUCAAACAGAAAUGAAGUUUUGGAUGUCAAGCCAUCAAAUAUCAGAAUAUGGAUCCAUAAUCGCGAUAUUAAAAAACUGCAACAAGUUUUAUGGGAAGGCCAUGGCUCUAAACUUCAAUGUGAAAUAAGCAACAAUCCGCGUGUCAGAAAAUUUUUAGAAGCUGUUCCUUUUAUUAUGGUUACGAUAAAGCAAAUUCAUCAAGCGGUUGUUAAAAAUGAUUUAAAUACUUUGCAAGAUAAAAUUGCUGAUCCUGUAUCGCCGAUAAUACUUUCGGCUAAAGAUAACAAUGGAUUAAAUCCUUUGCAUAAGGCUGCAGGUCUAGGUCAUUUAGAAAUAGCGACAGAAAUCGUUGAAAAGUUUUCCCAAGCGACUAUAGCUCAAGACAAUGAGGGUAAAACGCCAUUACAUUACGCCGCGGCUUUAAAAGAUGGCGGCGAUAUGUACGAUCUUUUAGUAGAGUAUGGCGCGGAUGAAAGUAAACUAGACAAUAAACAAAAAGCUGCUGGUUUUUAUAGAAACCGUCCAGGAGACAUUGACUUGUCUAAUUUGGUCGUGAUACCCGAUGCUCCCCGAGUGUCAGGUAAUGAGUACCCGAAAAAUUGGGACUGGAGAAUUUUGGAGUCCGAAAGCUCGAACCGCUCGAAAAAACGCAGUCCUGCUGAUAGCGCUUUUGGAAGUGCUGAGAGUACGAUGAAGAGUUCAAGCUCGGACGUAAUUGGGGAGGGCGAAGAACCAGCACCGGAAGAUGAUCCAGAGGCAGAACCUGAUCCUGAUCCUGAACCAGAACCUGAUGAAAAUCAUGAUCCAGAACCUGAUCCAGAAGAACCGGAACCUGAUGAAGAACCAGAACCUGAUGAAGAAGAACCAGAACCCGAUGCAGAAGAACCAGAACCUGAUGCAGAAGAACCAGAACCUGAUGCAGAAGAACCAGAACCUGAUGCAGAAGAACCAGAACCUGAUGCAGAGGAACCAGAACCUGAUGAAGAACCAGAACCUGAUUCAAAAGCAGAAGAACCAGAAGCAGAAGCUAAUGAAAAUGAAAAUGAAAAUGAAGAAGAAAAAAAUGAACCAAGUACUGGAGAUUCAGGUGUUGAUGAAAUAGCUGCCGACGAAGAUCAGGUUAUCGUUGGCGAGCAUGAAGAACUGCCCGAAGCGGAGCUUAACGACGCGGGCAUGCCCGAUGACCCUGAAGUUGAAGAUCUUCUGGUGAAUGGUAACAUGGAACAACUCGCGGCCUUAGUCCUCAAUGGGGAAGGAAAACGUCUACUGGGCAGGCAAUCAGGAAAUCCAGAUCUCCAAGCAUUCAUCGAUAAUGUUCCUUCAUAUAUUGGCAAAAUUCACACGGUCCAUAUUGCGGCCAAAGAAGGAAACCUGAGAGAUUUGCAGAACGCAUUGGACAGACGUAAAUUCGCGAUUGCUAGAGACAAUACUUCGCCUCAUGGUGCGACGCCUCUGCAUGUCGCUGUCAUUUUUGGACACACGGCAAUUAUCAGAUAUUUAGCGGGAAGGUUUCCAGAAACAGCUCACGCAGUUGACGUCGAUGGUCGCACUGCCCUCCAUUACGCAGCAACUUUAGCAGACAAUGGUCACUAUUACAACCUACUCCUCCAUUUGGGCGCCAACCCGCUCACCAAAGACAAUUUCGAGCAUAAAGCCGACUUCUACCGCAAUCACCAGGAAGACCUAUCGCACAAACGUCUUCUACGGGAUUUCGGUGCUCGCGAAGAACUCGCGGACGAAAUGUUAACCGACAAAGUUGCGGGUGGUGACGUAUAUUCAUCACGACGUGACAUAAACGAAGCCGAUACCCUAACAAUGCUGGAGCGUUGUUUCCGUCUACUUGCCAGCAAUCACGACGGUGAAGAUUUUCCGAUUUUUCGUGAAGAAGAUGGACGUUAUUUAGCUUCCUCAUUGGGCGCACCGUUAAUUAAAGGAUUAACUGAAGUCGUAGACAAACGGCCUCAAAAUCCAGUGACGUACUUGGCAACGUAUUUAAAUAAUUUUGCAAGUAAAAGUCAGGAAAAUGAAUAUUCAUCUCCGAAAAGUGAUGUGUUAAUAAUAACUUCUGAAGAAUCAACUGAAAAAUAUGAUUUAGAAAACGGUAAUUUAGACGACGGUUAUCCGAAAAGUCCCGAGUCUUCAAUAUUACCCGAGUCUGCGUUCAUGGAAGCCUCUAGAGACGAACAUGGCCAGAGUCUAAUCCACUACUCAGCAGUAAGAACUCACCCAAAAAAUGGUUUCUUUCAUUUAUUACAAGAGCGUCAAAUAAAUAUCGCGCUAAGAGACGAAUUGUAUCGCACUGCACGCGACGUCGCUGAGGAAGCUAAUUUUUAUGAUAAUGUAGAAGAAAUCGAUCGUUUUGUUGUUUACUUGGCGGCCAGGGGAGAGACGGAUAAAUUAGUGGAAUUAUUACUGGAAGGUUACGAUCAUAUUCUAGACGCGCAGGAUGACGGUGUUAAUAUCGUCGACAUUUCCGCUGAACGAAAUCGACAUCCUACUGUACAAUUUUUGCAAACUAUAGAUAAUUAUAUUACGCAGAGAGAUGAAUUACACCGAGUUAUACGCGGCGGAGACUUGGAAUCGACUAAAAAAAUAUUUGAAAAAAAUCCUGGGGGAUCGACUUUGUUCGCGAUUGGUAAAAAUACAUAUGGAAGAUGUUCUUUGCAUAUCGCAGUACUAGGAGAACAUGUUGACAUCAUUCGAUAUAUUGCUGGAAAUUAUCCAGAGACUUUACGCAUCGGGGACAAUAUGGAAAGAACGGCUCUACACUAUGCCAUGGGAGUGCCUUCUGUUGAAAUAGUAACGAGUAUUUUAAUAAAAUCCGGUGCUAAACGAAUCCAAAAAGACAUCAAAUCACGGCAGCCAUCUUAUUAUUUUAUGGAUAAAACGGACAUUCAAAGAUUACAAGACGAAGAGCAAACGAUGCCUAAAUAA